AUGCAAUCGCAUUUAUGUGAAUUUGUUGUGCUGUUGAAUCCGUAUUCCGUAGUGGUUGGCAGUCAUGUAUAUCGUGUUGACCAUAGUCAUGGAAUCAAUGACAAUGAUUUUGAGUCUUUGGUAGAACUUGGAAAUUUGGAACAUUUGGGUGGGCCUAUAUUCGAGCUCAGUUGGAUUGAACGUCUUGAUAAUAACGAAAAGGUCACAGGUUUGAAUUUAGCGUGCCUUCCGCAUACAGCUAAAGAAGAUUAG
This is a messenger RNA of Sphenostylis stenocarpa, 252 nucleotides long. The record is from the annotation of a GenBank genome assembly. NCBI's taxonomy places the organism in Eukaryota, Viridiplantae, Streptophyta, Magnoliopsida, Fabales, Fabaceae.